Molecule: messenger RNA, 4489 nt
Organism: Anopheles aquasalis
Lineage: Eukaryota; Metazoa; Arthropoda; Insecta; Diptera; Culicidae
Product: arginine/serine-rich protein PNISR-like
Source: RefSeq, a predicted model, not a curated record
ACCACGUAAGGUCCUGUACAAUCAUUCUUACGGAUAGUAUGGUCAGCAACCAAAGGAAACGAACAGAUAGCACCUAAUCGGUUCUACUUACAUGCGGAAUAUCCGUAACCGGGCAAAAAAGACCGCACAUUCAACCGAAUCGUUCCCACUUCUUCAAGCAACAAAAGCGGAGACAAAAGCAUCCGGGCUCAAUCCGUGCUUCUGCUAUCAGCGUCGCUACCGAACAGUGUUCCGGCCACCAAUAAACCUCUCAUCGCCCUCAAUAUGGCUGUCGGCAGCGGCGCGGCCUGAACGGCAGGAUAAAUACAUCAAUGGAUCCGAAUGUCCUCGGUGUAGGCUCGUUGCGAGCUCCGGUUCGCGAUUCCGACCAUCAGCCGGUGGGCGAACCGAUCGCACCGUCCCUACCCGGUUUUCGCUUCGGUGCGUUCUGCGCCGACGGUCUCGGCAAUCAGCCCGCUGGCGAUGGGUUGAAAUGGGCCGCCUUCAACCCGUCCCUCUACAAGAAUGUGGCGAACGAGCGAGUCGACUGGGGUGCGCUGGCACAGCAGUGGAUACAGAUGCGUGAAACGUUGGCACCAGCACCCGCUACGCCCGCGUUUUCCGUUGGCGGAAUGCGGCCAACUCCGAGCGCGACCGUACACUCCGCAUCCGAGCCGGUGACGACGUCCAAGACCGCUGGAACGGCGGCAAAAAGCUUCGAAGAGCAGGGUGAAGCACCGAUGGAGGUAGAGAGGGACGAGGACGGCAUGGUACCGAUGCCACCGCCACCCGUGACCUGCGAGCGCGACUGGGCGGAAAGCAAUUGGAGUGCCCUCGCCGUGCCGUGUGCCCCCGCUCCCCCGGAGUGGCUAACAAAUGGGACGAACUGGCAGUUCCCAACGGCGGACGCACCAGCUGCAACGCUGUUUCAGACCACGCUCGAAGCGGAACCGGUCAGUAGUGGUAGUAGUCAGCGAAAGGUAGUGCCUGCUAGCAGCAGCACACUAGCAGCGGACAGGUUCUUGAAGCAGCAACCCACACCGUCAACCACUAGCCACACUGCAGGUCCGGCUGCCUCCACUAGUCGCUGGCAGCCAAAGCUACCAACGGGGCACAUCAGCAGCAGCAGCAGCAGCAGCAACAGCAGUGCUCGAUCGAUGGAGUCGACUGGUGCCAAAGUGGGCACCAGAAGUCGCUUCGCAGCGAUCGACACACCGGGUAGCCGCGGUCGAUCGAACCACCUGGCGUCCAGCGAGGUGGGCCACGGAUCUACGGUGGAAGGAUCCGACCAUCGGCGACUGCCGGGCCUGAUGGACAACGAGAUUCGACUGAGCGGAGCCAUUGGGCGGAGUGUGCGAUCGGUGGCGGCAUCGGUCGAUUCGGGACCACUGUCACCGGUACAACUGGAGGGCAGAAAACUUGGCCCAACGAUGGCUAGCGGAGAGAUGGUACCGCUCAACGAUGCCAAGCGCAAACUGCUACCGGCCUGGAUCCGCGAAGGGCUGGAGAAGAUGGAAAAGGAGAAGCAACGCAAAGUGGAUCAAGCACGGGACCGUUGGCGACGCGAAGACGUUCGCGCAAUCUCGCCGUACGAGCACGACGUUGACGAGGAGCCUAAACCGGUGUACGAGGAUACCGGUGCCAAGACGAAGGUGGACGAGCGACCAAUGGCAGUGCUUCCGAAGCACGAUGACGAUACGGUAGGGAGCGCGGCCAAGACAGUGUCGUCGGUUAAUGAAUGCGCAACCCGGACCAGGCAACAACAGCAGCAGCAGCUGAACGAAUCGAUGCGAGCGAUACUGACGAACAUCUUGCUCGAGGUGACGAACGAGGAAAUAGCUCGCAUUGCCAAAGAGACAACCAGCAGCAUCAAGCAAAAACAGCAACAACAAAAGCAAUACCACCAACAGCAACAGCAGCGUCCAGCAUUACCACUGCUCGGUUUGCAGGCUUACGGUGAUAGUGACGAGGAUGAUGAUGAUGAUGAUAAUGAUAAUGAAAGCACUGACGAGCAGCAGGACGAACGGCGGGAGGAGCCUAAGCCGGAAUCGGAAGCUAACUCGAAUCCUGUCCCAACCGCUGCGGACGAAGGGGAGGGUAGUAACGGCUCAGCACGAGACAAUAACGCCGACGACUGUGACGACUACGACGGCGACAGCAGCGAGCAACACCUGCAGAAACGAAUACGCAGAAAACAGCGCGAGUUCCAGCUGAUUGCGCACAAGAUCGAGCAACAGCUGCAAAGGGAGGAUGACCAAAUUGAGGGCCACGGGCCACAGAAGCAUCACCGGGAGGAGACGGAUCCCUCGAAGCGGCAUCACGAUGAGGACGAGGACGAAGAAGACGAUGACGAUAUGGGUGAUGAUGGUGACCGUGCGCCACGUGUUGGGCAUGGCAAGAAUGGGUACGCACCGGCUAGCGACAGUGAGAGUGGCGGCAGCGGCAGCGAACGGGAGCAGGUUGGGUUGUCUGCCGGACAGUAUCGCAGACAGGGCGAUGACAAUAAUGCCGGGCGUUCCGGUGGUACCACUAGACCAGACCACCACCACCACCAGCACGGUGAGCCUCCGCGUGUUAAUGUUAAACUAAAUGCGAACCUCGCGUAUGACCGUAGGCGUCGGGAUAGGCGGACUUCGCGGUUCAGCGAUCUUCUCGACACCGUGCGCCAGACGCAUGUGACACACGUGGCCAUUAUGCAACCAGCCGCCCUGAAGCCAACGCCGGCGUCUGAGACGAGCGAUGCGGAAGCGGCCAGCGGCAAACCGGUCCAAAGGCCAUUGCCAGUCUUCGUACCAACCGGGCCGACAGCAGCAUCACCACCAGUUACCACUACGGGCAACAUUGGAGGUGGUGGUGGUGGUGGAAUAGCAAAAAUGGAGAAACCGGAAGCUUCCCGAUUCCCGAUCGAACGGCAGCCCGUAGUGUGGUCCAUCGGUGAGGCGCUGGAGGUGCAAUCCGAUGCUUCGACGAAGGAACAGCAGCAACAGCAUCAUCAUCAUCAUGCGACUAUCGUCGGUGGCAGUUCAACCGAGCUCAACCAGCGGCGAGAUAGCUAUGGAAUGUUGCGGGCACCCGGCGGUGGACUGGACGGGGCAGCACCAUCGGUUGAAACACACUCGUCCGAUUCCGAGGCGGUAUCGGUGUCCGGGUCGAACCGGUCGGUCGAAUCGUCACGCUCCCGAUCGCGUCGCUCCCGCUCACGCUCCCAUUCCUCACAUUCGCAUCGGUCCGGCUCCCGGCAUCACGUCACGUCCAGCCGUCAAUCCCGGCACCACCAUCACCACCACUAUCCGGCCCCCUCCGACCAUGGAUCGAUGCACCGAUCGUCGUCGCACGCCAGCAAUCGCCGGCACAGUUCGCGCGAACGUCGCGCCCGCUCUCGGUCUCGGUCGCGGUCCCGGUCCCGGUCUCGGUCGCGACGAACUCGAUCACGCUCCCGUACCCGGCAUUCGCGUUCGCCCGGCCGUCACUCCUCAUCCUCAUCGCAUAGACGCCGCCGGCACUAGCCUAGCACGUUCCCUUUUCGUUCCGUUCCGUUCCGUUCCGUUUCAUCUUCCUCACGUCCACCAUUGGGCCGAACGCCACUGCAUUCGAUCGAAUAAAGCGCCUUUCAUUCUCCCGGAUCGCUGCAGGCGCCCACAUUAUGCUAGAAAAUGGCACGCAUCAGCAGCAUAUCUCGUCGUUUCGUGCAUCAUCCAUCAGCAGUUCGAAUUUGUAGCACUGUUACACAUUAUGAAAUCCAACUUAGUAGCUCCAACUGAAGCGCCACAGUUUGACCGUAGAUAGCCGAUUGAAAAUUCUGAUGCACGGAUGAAUGAUGGAAGCCACAUCCCUUCACCCGCCAGCACCGCAUGGUGUUUUUAUUAUCUGACAUCAUCUUAACCUCCUCUCUACUAGUUCGUCUUCCCCGCCAUCCCUAUCCAGUAUAAAUGCAACCAGUUGCGCCACACUUAGUGCGCCUUGUUUUAGCAUGUGUUACACGAUUGGAUUAAACCAUCCCAUUUCCCUCUUCAUUUCUCUCUCUCUCUCCCUGUUCCUCCCUGCUCUUUCUCUCCGUGGUAUCUUAAUUUAAUUUAUAACUAUACAGCCACCAGGCCGGGACGAGACCGGUCGGCCCUUAUAUUACGGCUAGUAGAAAACAACCACCACGGGAGUGCCACCGCAAAACUAGUUCAAGGAGUGGCCCUGAGCGGAGCCACACUUAUCGCCAUGACGUUCGUGGACGAUUGCCUUACUCUGUUAUCAUCUCUUACUCUUUCUCUCUCUCUCUCUCAACUAGCUCCCACAACUUGCGUUCCGGUCCCUUCGUCUCGCAUGGCGAUAAAAGGCUCAUUGCUUAAUGGCUCUCGUAUUGGCACUCGACUGAGGUUGCGUGACUGUGUGUGUGCGUGUGCGUGUGCGUGUGUAUGUAUGUGUGUGUGGUCCGCAACCUGAGGAUCUCGUGGAUCCGAUGCAACAUUUAUUUUGCUGCGCGAAAUAUAAUACUAAACUCCUACUACUACUACUACUA